AUGGCUUAUUCAUAUUUUAGAUUACUUAUUCGUGUCACAUUUUUUUCUACUGAAGUUCAGUGUGGCCACUGACCACCUGUUUAAUUGUGUUCAACGGUGGCCGCGCACCGUUUCGUUGGUGAAGCAUUGUUCCUUUACAACUGGGAGCAACGCUUGAUUGGUUGGGUGUCCUCCAGCUGAUUACUUUUGCCCAAUCCCAGAGCAAAGCGCUUAGUGGGCGGACAGAAACACAAGUUGUUCCCAUCACGUUGUGCACAUGGAGAAGGAUGUGACUUCGCCACACCCAGCUGAUCCAGCGUUCUAGUUUGAAGGCGCAGCUUGUGUAACAGCUGGAACAGCCAGUGGUACCGGCUGCAACUAAGAAGGCGGCGCAUGCUGGACGGCCUGUUUGAGUUGUGAUAGUGGUCGACUGAACAACUCCGUUCUAUGUCGACUGUCGACACUCAGGCUAGCCGACGGAGGCCGAAUGUGUCCACUUUGAAAAUGGGUUUGUUUCUUUACGUAGCUGGUCCUGUCAAGCCUACCGAGGUCACAAUCAACGAGAAUGUAAUACACUGUGAGGGCCUGAACAACCAGAGCUAUGUGUGUGAAGUGGGCCACUGCUGCGGCAACACGCAGUGCUGCAGCUACUACUACGAACUCUGGUGGUUCUGGUUGGUGUGGGCCAUCAUCUUCAUCCUAAGCUGCUGUUGUGUGUGCCACCACCGCCGCACCAAGCACCGGCUGCAGCAGCAGCAACGCCAGCACGAGAUCAACCUCAUCGCCUACCGGGAGGCCCACAACUACAACUCCAUGCCCUUCUACCUAAGGUUCCUCCCCAGCUACCUGCUCCCAGACUACGAGGAGGUGGUGAACCGGCCGCCCACCCCUCCUCCCCCCUACAGUGCCCUGCACACGACCGCGGCUGCCCUGCCCAGCGGCGCCCACAGCCCGGGGGACCAGCCCAGUAGCCUCCUGCUGCCCCCGUCCCUCCAGACGUCCCCGCACGCCCCCCCGACCCCGGACGCCCUGCUGUCCUCUUCUCGGCCCAGGCCUGGCCCCGAGGAGAUCGACCCCCCGCCGGGCUACCACCUGCACAAGACCCCGGAGGAGGAGCCCGUCGUCAUCGGAGGCCUGGAGAAGCGCGGUAGCACGGGCAGCAGCGGCAGUGCCGGGGACCUGCAGAAGGAGCCUCUGCUGGGGGGGGAGAUGCAGCAGCCUCCUCCUCCUCCUCCUCCCAGCAGCAACGGUAACGGUUUCCCAGACGACUUCUGCGAGGCCUGCAGCCACCGUUGUGACACCGAGGGGCAAGUGGCCGUGGAGAGGAGAGGGGCAGAGAGCAGGGGGGUGUCCCCCUCGUCUCAGCCACACCCGCCCGUGUGCCUCCUCCUCCACACCAUCAACGAGCAGGAGACGCCGCCACACAGCUGA
Messenger RNA from Alosa alosa (allis shad), 1410 nucleotides. RefSeq names its product WW domain binding protein 1-like b (gene wbp1lb). The record is from RefSeq and is a predicted model, not a curated record. The transcript has 5 exons. Lineage: Eukaryota; Metazoa; Chordata; Actinopteri; Clupeiformes; Clupeidae. Bases 427 to 1410 code for a protein of 327 amino acids.